Batrachochytrium dendrobatidis JAM81 is the source of this 718-nucleotide messenger RNA. RefSeq lists its product as uncharacterized. Lineage: Eukaryota; Fungi; Chytridiomycota; Chytridiomycetes; Rhizophydiales. The transcript has a single exon. The coding region runs from base 147 to 617 and encodes 156 amino acids. The record is from RefSeq and is a predicted model, not a curated record.
AAGCUGAUCAUAAAGUAUGCAAUGACUCGUUAACUGACAAUCUCUUGAUACUCGCAUCUGUUCUAUAUUUUGUAACUACACAUUCUAUCUUCAGUCUACCAUUUGCUUACGCCUGCUCAACUGUAUUUCCUCACGUCUUUAUCAAUAUGCAAUUCGUCAAACUUUUUAUCUCAAUUAUUGCUGCUACCUCAUCUAUUCAAGCUUUGGUUGUACCUGCUACUUCAAACUUUGAUACUGUCAACUUGGCCAAACGCAAUCCCCAAGAUGGUGGCAUUGGUUCUAUCUUUGGAGGCUUGUUUAGUAUAAUUCAGGAUAGUAUUGACGCUAGCAAAAAUGGCGGAUCUCCUAAAGAAAUUGCCAAAAAAAUUCUUAGUGGUCUUGGCAAAGUUGGUAAAGGCAUCUCUGAUACGAUAAAAGGUAAUACUUCCGGUACACAGAGUCAACAAGCUGAUACGGCUGGCAAAGUGAUUGAUGUAGUUACUAAAACUGCAGGAACUAUUGCAGGCCAAAUUGAUGAUGGCACCGGAUCUGAUGGGGAGUCUAGUGGCGAUUCAUCUAACGAGCAAUCUGAUGGCGAUGCAUCUGAGAAUGCGUUUAAAAGCGAUUCUUCAGAGUGAUUGUUACCUGCUAUUCAGUAUAUAUUCUAUUUGAUUUAAGCAACACCCAAAUCAGUUUUGGAUCUGCUUAUUCUUUAACAUCAAUGAACCAACUUUAUAUU